CAGGCCCACGCCGCAAGCCGGGCACGGUGGUCAGGCUUCCUUCCGGUUUCCUAGGGGAGGGCGGAAGUGUUGGUUUUUAGCGGCUCCCGCAGUAGAAGCGUGGUGAAAGCGGCAGCGAGUGUGUUGUUGAAGUGCUCGGAUUCUCGUGGCUGUGCAGGGAUUUACCCACCGCCAUGGCUAGUAAAAGGACAAAGACCAAGACCACCAAGAAGCGCCCUCAGCGUGCAACAUCCAACGUGUUUGCCAUGUUUGACCAGUCACAGAUUCAGGAGUUCAAGGAGGCCUUCAACAUGAUUGAUCAGAACAGAGAUGGUUUCAUUGACAAGGAAGAUUUGCACGAUAUGCUUGCCUCACUGGGGAAAAAUCCAACUGAUGAAUAUCUGGAUGCCAUGAUGAAUGAGCCUCCAGGCCCCAUCAAUUUCACCAUGUUCCUCACCAUGUUCGGUGAGAAGUUAAAUGGCACAGACCCAGAAGAUGUCAUUAGAAAUGCUUUUGCUUGCUUUGAUGAAGAAGCAACUGGCACCAUUCAGGAAGAUUACCUGAGAGAGCUGCUGACAACCAUGGGAGAUCGGUUUACGGAUGAGGACGUGGACGAGCUGUACAGAGAAGCACCUAUUGACAAAAAGGGGAACUUCAAUUACAUUGAGUUCACCCGCAUCCUUAAACAUGGAGCAAAAGACAAAGACGACUGAAAAAAACUUCAAAUUCCAGCCAAACGUUCUUGUUACCACUUUGUGUAUUUCUGAGAUUUUCUCUUAGAGCCUGUUGCAUGCCCUUAGCUUUACAGCUUUUGCUUUUCCUGUUGUAUUUAUUCUCAGCCAUUUGGGGCAUAUGUAUCUUUAUAAUCAGACUGGAAAUGGGACUUUAUAUUAUGUUCAGAAUAGAGACUAUGGUAAGUUAACUUGCUACCCCUCUCCUCCCCAAAUAAGUGCAGUCUACAGAGUCAAUAUAUUUUUUCAGAGAAAGUUAUUCGCUCAAUUUUUUCUGAACUGUAAUUAAACUUUACAAUAAAAUA
Messenger RNA from Nycticebus coucang (slow loris), 1015 nucleotides. Its product is annotated as myosin regulatory light polypeptide 9-like. Gene Ontology annotation, cellular component: cytoplasm. Gene Ontology annotation, biological process: platelet aggregation. NCBI's taxonomy places the organism in Eukaryota, Metazoa, Chordata, Mammalia, Primates, Lorisidae. Gene Ontology annotation, molecular function: calcium ion binding. The record is from RefSeq and is a predicted model, not a curated record. Bases 174 to 692 code for a protein of 172 amino acids. The transcript has 4 exons.